Molecule: messenger RNA, 1698 nt
Organism: Lacerta agilis (Sand lizard)
Lineage: Eukaryota; Metazoa; Chordata; Lepidosauria; Squamata; Lacertidae
Product: vomeronasal type-2 receptor 26-like
Exons: 6
Coding region: 1-1698 (565 amino acids)
Biological process (GO): G protein-coupled receptor signaling pathway
Cellular component (GO): membrane
Molecular function (GO): G protein-coupled receptor activity
Source: RefSeq, a predicted model, not a curated record
AUGUUUGCAGUGCAAGCCACUCAGAUCCCACAUGAGUAUUAUCAUUCAGGUGGUGUCAUCAUUGGCAGCAUCGUGUCUCAGUCUCUCCCCUUUUCUGACUUUGUGAAGUUUGAUCAACAUCCCAAUGAAAUGCUUUUUGAAGAACCCCUCGUAGUGAUAAAAAACUACCAGCACGUCCUGGCUUUGGUGUUUGCAGUCAAAGAGAUCAAUGAGAAUCCCAGGAUCUUACCAAAUGUUACACUGGGAUUCCACAUAUAUGACAGCUACUUCAAUGAAAAGAUAACUUACCAGACUACCCUAAAUCUUCUCUUUCAAGUGAAAAGGAUGGUCCCCAACUACAACUGUGACAAGCAGAAAAAUCUGAUAGCUGCUAUUGGGGGACUCGAGUCUGAAACCUCUCUUUACAUGAGCACCAUCUUAAGCAUCUAUAAGAUUCCUCAGCUUCAUCCCUUCUUGAGGAGAAUCACUUUCAACAACAGUGCUGGGGAUCAGGUUUCUCUGGAUGAGCGAGGUGAAUUGGAAAGCAGAUUUGAUAUUAUAAACUGGGUUACUUUCCCAAAUAGGUCUUUCUCGAGGGUGAAAGUAGGAAGGAUUGAUUCAUGGGCCUUACCAGACAAAAAGUUUACUCUUCAUGAGGAGAUCAUCACAUGGCACAAGACGUUUAACCAGAUGCCUCCCUCUUCAGUGUGUAAUGACAACUGCCGUCCAGGUUCUGUUAGAAAAAAGAAAGAGGGGGAGCAGUUCUGUUGCUAUGAUUGUCACCCAUGUCCAGAAGGGAAGAUUUCUAACAAAAAUGGAAUGGACAAUUGUAUUGAAUGCCCAGAAGAUCAGUAUCCAAAUGCAGACCAAGAUGGAUGUCUACCAAAGGCUUUAAAUUUUUUAGCUUACAAUGAUGUUUUGAGCAUCACUUUAUCUUUCAUUGUAUUUUCAUUUUCUGUGAUCUCAGCUUUGGUGCUAGUGAUGUUCAUUAAAUACCACAACACUCCCAUUGUCAAAGCCAACAACCGAGGGCUUAGCUACACUCUGCUCAUUGCCCUCCUGCUCUGCUUCCUCUGUUCUUUCCUGUUUAUUGGGAAACCUCAAACAGUAACCUGCCUCCUAAGGCAAACAGCUUUUGGCAUCAUCUUCACGGUGGCUGUUUCUUCUGUGCUGGCAAAAACUAUCACUGUGGUUUUAGCAUUCAUGGCUACAAGGCCAGGAUCCAGGAUAAGGAACUGGAUGGGGAAAAGACUGGCAGCUUCUAUUGUUUUCUCCUGUUCCUUCAUUCAAGGAGCUCUUUGUACAGUGUGGCUCUGUACUGCUCCCCCAUUCCCAGAUUUGAACAUGGAAUCUUUGCCUAAAGAAAUUGUGGUUGAAUGUAAUGAAGGGUCUGCCCUUAUGUUUUAUUUUGUUCUUGGUUACAUGGGACUUCUGGCUCUUGUCAGCUUUGUUGUGGCUUUUCUUGCUAGGUCUUUGCCCAACACUUUUAAUGAAGCCAAGUUCAUCACUUUCAGCAUGUUGGUGUUUUGCAGUGUGUGGGUCUCUUUUGUUCCUACUUAUCUGAGCACAAAGGGAAAACACAUGGUGGCUGUGGAGAUCUUCUCCAUCUUAGCUUCUAGUGCUGGAUUAUUAGCUUGCAUCUUUUUCCCAAAAUGCUAUAUAAUUGUCGUGAAGCCUGAGCUGAACAACAAGGAACAUUUAACAACAAGAAGAAAAUAG